Actinia tenebrosa (Australian red waratah sea anemone) is the source of this 1361-nucleotide messenger RNA. RefSeq lists its product as uncharacterized. The record is from RefSeq and is a predicted model, not a curated record. Lineage: Eukaryota; Metazoa; Cnidaria; Anthozoa; Actiniaria; Actiniidae.
AAACAUACGAUAACAUAAAAAGAACCUAGGACAACCGUAAUCUUGUCUCUCAACCCGCUGGAAGUGAAAUCUCUUGGACGGAAACUUGGUGUGUAGGAAACCAUGUUCACAACCUUAGAGCCUCUCAGAGGGUACAGGAAGAGACGAGACCCUAUGAAUGACAUUAUAUUUGUUCAUAUUGUUUUUAGACAACAGGGCUUAGGUUAGUUCUUAACCAAUGUCUCCCACGUUGAAUCUUUUCCUAAAUAAAGAUAUUGUAGGCAUAGUAAAAUGUAAUUUGCACAUCAUUAGUCUCGAACUGUAUUCAACGAGACGUGACGUUUGUAUAAGAACAUUAACACAGUCAGUGUUGUACGUCAAAUCAAAGUCUUCUAACACGGAAAGACACAGUGGUUAAUUCAGUCUUCAAGUACAUAGCUGAAUAUUUUUAUCUUGUCUAACUAUCAUGAAAGCCAAGCGAGUUUUUCUGUGGUCUGCCCCAAGAUGUGUAUCAACUGCUUUUGAACGUUCCAUGAGAACGCUUCGUGACGUCCAGGUCUUUCAUGAAACGUUUGCGAUACCAUUUCACCAUGGCCCAGAAAGAGACAGCGAUCUUUUCACAGACAUUCCUCUUGAUCCAAGCGCCACAUACCAGUCAGUAGCCGACACCCUCAAACAAGAAUACCAAGGGAAACAACUGGUUUUUGCUAAAGAAAUGGCCUGUUGUCUAAAAAAACACUACGACAUUCUUCUUGAAGAUGGAAUGAGAGAAUUUCAACAGACGUUUCUCAUCCGAAAUCCUCACGACGUAGCUAGGUCCCUUAUUAACUGUGGCUAUUUUGUGGCGAAAGAGUUUGGUUUCAAAGAACUUUACGAACUUUAUCAAUUCGUAGUGGAUAACCUUCAGCCCUCUCCCGUCAUACUCGACGCUGGUGAGCUCCUGGAGUACCCGGAUGAGACGAUGCGUGCUUACUGCGGAGCUAUUGGGAUAAAAUACGAGGUUGGUAUGACAACGUGGCAGCCAGGUCCCGUGCCGGGRUGGGACCGAGAAGUUUGUGCUGGCUGGCAUGAUUCGGUAAUGAAUUCAAGUGGCUUCGUUAAGAGAAGUCGUAAGACUGAAGCUCAUAAAAAGGACGAUCUUCCUGAGGAAGCCAUCAGAGUCGUGGAGGAGUGUAUGCCAUGCUACGAAGCCAUGUAUGCCAAGAGAAUAGUACCAAAGACUAGCAACUAGUUUUCGUAUGUUCAUUGUGACGUCAAUCCUAUUUGAAAUCGAAAAAUGUUCUAUAAGAUAUUGAAAUGAAUUGUUUCAUGUAGAGUAUAAAUCAUCAGAAACAUUUCCCGCCCUAUUUUAGUGUUGUGUUGUUGUGUUGUGUUGUGUUGUG